Messenger RNA from Hyaena hyaena (striped hyena), 4220 nucleotides. RefSeq names its product protein tyrosine phosphatase non-receptor type 14 (gene PTPN14). Lineage: Eukaryota; Metazoa; Chordata; Mammalia; Carnivora; Hyaenidae. The transcript has 19 exons. The record is from RefSeq and is a predicted model, not a curated record. Gene Ontology annotation, cellular component: cytoskeleton. Gene Ontology annotation, biological process: lymphangiogenesis; protein dephosphorylation. Gene Ontology annotation, molecular function: protein tyrosine phosphatase activity. The coding region runs from base 409 to 3972 and encodes 1187 amino acids.
UGCGUGGCCUCCUGGCCCCGGGCCCCCUCCGGCGGGGCGACCCCGUGCCUAGGUGGCUCUCCUUUUCUCCUUGUCGGUGCGCCGGGAUCGCGGCGGAACCCUCCCUCCCCUUUCGCCCGCUCCUUCCCUCCGCCCCUCCUCCGCCGGCCACUGGAAUCAAUUCCUUAGGGAAUUGGGGCUCCGCCGCCGCCGCCGCCGCGGACGACAGCCUUUCCACGCGGGACUCCGGGGCACCGACGGGGCCAUGUAAGCAGCGAUCCCCCGGAGUGCCGCACCGGGCAUGGACACCUUCCUCGGCGUCUGGAGGAGCACGUGUGGCAGUGUCAUCACCCGGACACGAAGCUGCUGAGGCCAUCUCCAGGGCGUGGGCGCCAGGAUAGGAAGGCGGCGUCCGAGGGCCACGUAGCCAUGCCUUUCGGCCUGAAGCUCCGUCGGACCCGGCGCUACAACGUCCUGAGCAAGAACUGCUUUGUGACGCGGAUCCGCCUGCUGGACAGCAAUGUGAUCGAGUGCACGCUGUCGGUGGAGAGCACCGGGCAGGAGUGCCUGGAAGCCGUGGCCCAGAGGCUAGAGCUGCGAGAGACACACUACUUUGGCCUCUGGUUUCUCAGCAAGAGCCAGCAAGCACGAUGGGUGGAGCUGGAGAAACCUCUGAAGAAACAUCUGGACAAAUUUGCGAACGAGCCUCUGCUUUUCUUCGGAGUCAUGUUCUAUGUGCCAAAUGUGUCAUGGCUUCAGCAAGAGGCCACAAGGUAUCAGUAUUACCUGCAAGUCAAAAAGGACGUGCUUGAAGGGCGACUGCGGUGUACAUUGGAACAGGUGAUCCGGCUGGCCGGCUUGGCUGUGCAAGCUGAUUUUGGAGACUAUAAUCAGUUUGAUUCUCAAGAUUUCCUCAGAGAAUAUGUGCUGUUUCCUAUGGAUCUGGCCCUGGAGGAGGCCGUUCUGGAGGAGCUGACACAGAAGGUAGCCCAAGAGCACAAAGCCCACAGUGGAAUUCUGCCCUCAGAGGCUGAGCUCAUGUACAUCAACGAGGUGGAACGUUUGGAUGGAUUUGGACAGGAGAUCUUCCCCGUGAAGGACAAUCAUGGAAACUGUGUGCAGCUGGGCAUUUUCUUUAUGGGGAUUUUCGUGAGAAACCGAAUUGGAAGACAAGCGGUAAUACACAGGUGGAAUGACAUCGGGAAUAUCUCACACAACAAGUCGACUAUCCUGGUGGAACUGCUCAACAAAGAAGAGACAGCCCUCUUUCACACGGAUGAUCUUGAAAAUGCCAAGUACAUCUCUCGGUUGUUUGCUACACGGCACAAGUUUUACAAACAAAACAAAAUCUGCACUGAACAGUCAAAUUCUCCACCCCCCAUCAGACGCCAGCCCACUUGGAGCCGAUCCUCUCUGCCCCGACAGCAGCCGUACAUCUUGCCUCCCAUGCACGUCCAGUGUGGUGAACACUACUCGGAAACACACACCUCACAAGACAGCAUUUUCCAUGGCAAUGAGGAAGCUUUGUAUUGCAACUCUCACAACAGCCUGGACUUAAAUUACUUAAACGGCACUGUCACCAACGGCAGCGUGUGUAGCAUGCACAGCGUCAACUCCCUCAGCUGCUCCCAGAGUUUCAUACAGGCUUCCCCUGUGUCCUCCAACCUCAGUAUCCCCGGGAGCGACAUCAUGCGGGCUGACUACAUCCCUAGCCACCGGCAUAGUGCCAUCAUUGUGCCAUCCUACCGGCCGACCCCCGAUUAUGAGACAGUCAUGCGGCAGAUGAAGAGGGGGACCGUGCACGCCGACAGCCAGAGCCAGUCUCUGCGGAACCUCAGUAUCAUCAACACGCAUGCCUACAACCAACCGGAGGAUCUGGUGUACAGCCAGCCCGAGAUGCGGGAGAGGCCCCCCUACACGGUCCCUUACGGGCCGCAGGGAGGCUACAGUAACAAACUCGUCAGCCCGUCUGACCAGAUGAACCCAAAGAAUAACAUGGUGCCGAGCAAGCCGGGGGCGAGUGCCAUCUCGCACACAGUGAGCACCCCCGAGCUGGCCAACAUGCAGCUCCAAGGUACCCAGAACUACAGCGCGGCCCAUAUGCUCAAAAACUAUCUCUUCCGGCCACCGCCCCCCUACCCUCGGCCGCGCCCUGCCACCAGCACCCCAGACCUCGCGAGCCACCGUCACAAGUACGUCAGCGGUAGUAGCCCUGACCUGGUGACCCGCAAGGUGCAGCUCUCGGUGAAGACCUUCCAGGAGGACAGCUCCCCCGUGGUGCACCAGUCUCUCCAGGAGGUGAGCGAGCCCCUCACGGCCACCAAGCACCAUGGCGCGGCGAAUAAGCGCCACAGCCUGGAGGUGAUGAGCAGCAUGGUGCGCGGCAUGGAGGCCAUGACCUUGAAGUCUCUCAACAUCCCCAUGGCUCGCCGAAACACACUCCGCGAGCAGGGGCCGCCUGAGGAGGGGCCGGGGAGCCACGAGGCUCACCAGCUGCCCCAUUACCACCACCAGAAGACUCUCUCGGAUGCCACCAUGCUGAUCCACAGCAGCGAGAGCGAGGAGGAGGAGGAGGAGGCCCCGGGAUCGGUGCCCCAGAUCCCCACGCUGCGGGAGAAGCUGGGGUACAGUGCCCAGCUGCAGGCAGCCUUGGCCCGAAUCCCAAACAAGCCCCCGCCCGAAUACCCCGGCCCAAGGAAGAGCGUCAGCAACGGGGCCCUGAGGCAAGGCCAGGUCAGCCUGGCUCCUGCCGCCGCCAGGGCCAGGGUCCUGAGGCACGGGCCGGCCAAGGCCAUCAGCGUUUCCCGGGCUGACCAGCUGGCCGUGGCUGGGCCUUCCCUCGGUCCGUCCAUCUCCGAACCCGACCUGACAAGCGUGAAGGAACGGGUCAAAAAAGAGCCUGUGAAGGAGAGACCGGUGUCUGAGAUGUUCUCCCUGGAAGACAGCAUCGUAGAGAGAGAGAUGGCCAUCAGGAAUCUAGAGAAGCAGAAGAUGGCAAGCCUGGAGGCCCAGAAGCGGCCGCUCAUGUUGGCAGCGUUGAAUGGACUCUCAGUGGCCCGGGUCUCGGGGCGGGAAGAGAGCCGAGCGGAUGCUACCCGAGUACCCAUGGACGAGAGGUUCAGAACCCUGAAGAAAAAGCUAGAAGAGGGAAUGGUGUUCACAGAAUAUGAGCAAAUUCCAAAGAAGAAGGCGAAUGGCAUUUUCAGCACCGCAGCUCUACCGGAAAAUGCUGAGCGAAGCCGCAUCCGCGAAGUCGUCCCUUAUGAGGAGAACAGGGUGGAGCUGGUACCGACCAAAGAAAAUAACACAGGUUACAUUAAUGCCUCCCAUAUCAAGGUGGUGGUUGGCGGGGCAGAAUGGCACUACAUAGCCACUCAGGGGCCCCUGCCACAUACCUGUCACGACUUCUGGCAGAUGGUGUGGGAGCAGGGAGCGAACGUGAUCGCCAUGGUGACUGCGGAAGAGGAAGGCGGACGAACCAAGAGCCACCGAUACUGGCCCAAACUGGGUUCCAAGCACAGCUCAGCCACCUAUGGCAAGUUCAAGGUCACCACAAAGUUCCGAACAGAUUCUGGUUGCUAUGCAACCACAGGCUUGAAGGUCAAGCACCUUUUGUCGGGGCAGGAAAGGACGGUGUGGCACUUGCAGUACACCGACUGGCCAGACCACGGCUGCCCGGAGGAUGUCCAAGGAUUUUUAUCCUACUUGGAGGAGAUCCAGUCUGUCCGACGCCACACCAACAGCAUGCUGGAGGACGCCAAGAGCCGCCACCCUCCCAUCGUCGUUCACUGCAGCGCGGGCGUGGGGCGCACCGGCGUGGUCAUCCUCUCCGAGCUGAUGAUCUACUGCCUGGAGCACAAUGAAAAGGUGGAGGUGCCCAUAAUGCUGAGGCUCCUCAGGGAGCAGAGGAUGUUCAUGAUCCAGACCAUCGCCCAGUACAAGUUCGUCUACCAAGUGCUCAUCCAAUUCCUCCAGAACUCCAGACUCAUUUAGCCCCCGGCCCAGCUCCUGGGAGAGGGACCCAGGCCGUCCUGCAGAUGGGGACGCACCUCCAGACAACACCCGCUCCCCCUGUGGGCCGCGGAGGGCCACAGCAGGCAGGUCGCCGGCUCCCCGAAGGCGUGAGCCAAGACUCUUCAUCAGCAUACUAUGUUAUUUUAUAGGAGAUAAUUUAUUUUUUUCCCUUUUGAAUAACUUUUGUGAAUCAUUGUAAUGCAUAAUGUUUUCACAGUAAUAGAGUA